Molecule: messenger RNA, 1173 nt
Organism: Babesia ovata
Lineage: Eukaryota; Apicomplexa; Aconoidasida; Piroplasmida; Babesiidae
Exons: 3
Coding region: 1-1173 (390 amino acids)
Source: RefSeq, a predicted model, not a curated record
AUGGCGCCACGCAGGCAGCGCAGCAGAAGCAGGUUCAGAGCACGUCUGGAGGAAAAGCCCAACGGCAGCCGUUGGCGCCCCUACCAAAGGAAAUCGCGCCGCUCCAGGAGGUCGAGGUCAAUCUCUAUCUCAGAGGACAGGGGACGAUGGAUGGAACGCAACACCCCAAGAAACUCUCUUGUAUCACGAGAAUACGGCCGAGAUAGCCGAAGGCUGGACAGCCGGAGCCCAAGCGGAAGCUCAGACAGAAGUGUACGCACGAGCAGGAGAGCAAUUAGGCGAAGCAGGGACCGGAGCGAAAGUCGAGGUAGAGACCCGAGGCGACGACGAAGACGUAGGAGAAGCAGCAGUAUUAGCAGAAGCGUUAGGUCGAGGCGCAUCAAAAGCAGUGAAACGCGCAGAAGGCGAAGAAGCUUCACGCGAAGUUCAAGCCCAUCCAGUGGUGGUACUACGAGCAGCGACGACAGUAUCCAAACAUUGGGAUAUCGCGGUAGCAGAUCUGAUAGGAUACGUGAACACAGGCGUUUGCGCAGCGGUAGCAAGUUCAGAAGCCGAAGCAUUGAACGUACUCCCGAAACACGCAGCCGUCGCCGAUCAAGGAACAGGCGUCAUAGACGCGACGUGCGGCAUCGUAUCUCAAGGGGCAGUUCAAGACAAAGCCCGACAUAUGACGCAGAACGCACGAUAACAGAUGAAUCUGUACUGUUCAGGGGGGACUCACGUGAAGACAAAAGGGGGGAGUCCGUAACUAAGGACCUUGUUGAGGACACAUUUGCGGUGACGGACGAAAAUAAAGCCGAUGAUGCAGUGGGUGCCGAGCAAUAUCCGGAUUCUGACGAUAUGCAAGGAUUCCCACCGCCACAACCCUACCAACAACUGGAGGACUUUUUCGAACCAAAACGGCAUGGUGCGGAAUCCGCUGUACCUCCGUUACCAGAGAUUCUCCCGUAUGGGGACAAGGUCACCCGUUACCAUUCUCAAGACGUACAUUUUCAGGCGCAGCAGGCGGACGAGGAUGCGCGUGACAAGUGGCACAAACAAAUGAUCGAUUUGGUCGAGACAAAUGCCACAUAUAUUAGAAGGCGGCUUGAGUUAAAUGACCUCAAGGACGAACGUAGCACGUUUAUAUCACGCCAGCAUGAAAACAAAAUUAGUGCACCCGUAGAUGGGUAA